AUGGGGCGCCCACGAAUGGUCCCUGGCAGCUUCUUUCAACUUUGUUUCCUGGUAGGCAUUUUGGCCGCAUGUGAAGCGAUUGAGUGCAAGUGGGCUUACGCCGCGCCCGAACUUGGAACUAGUCGCCUGCUCAUCUACGACGGCAAACCACCGCCUGCAUCUCACAAUGGCGGCGUGUCGUCACUGGCUCCGGUGGCAUGGGCGAACUUCCGCGACGACAUCCAGAACAACGGGUGGGCCUACCUAGAGGUGGAAUCAAGCCCGAACGUAACGGACGAAGUCCAGGCGUACGCUGCCGGCGCCCUCGAAGCUUAUCUCACGCGAUAUCUUAUGGAAGCGCAGUGGGAGAAUAUGUUCGCCCACUACUGCGACAACCAGACGAAGUUCUGCGCAAAACUUUACGAUUUCCUGCAGAAAAAUCUCGACUACUCGUAUUUCAAUGAAAAACGCCUGAAAGACAGUGACCUAUACUGGAACAUGGUACACCUCCAAAUGCGGCAGCUUCAAGGCUUGAGUGACGCCUUCGAGAACGCCACACUUGACACGUCCCGGGAGCUUACAAAUGUCACCAGAGCUUUGUUCCUCAGCCUUGUGGGAGACUUCAUCGACCUUGAACCAGCGUUUCAGCGCACUGAAGACGCGAACUCUUUGAGCUUGGUACCGGCGUGUUCGGCACUAGUUAAAGUGCUCAGGAACAACACAGACCUCUACGUGGGCCAUGAUACCUGGUUCCUGUACAAAAGCAUGCUGAGAAUUCAGAAGAAGUACACCUUUCCCUGGCACUAUGCCCCUGACACUACGGGACCAGAUGAUAUAAUUCCUGGCCACACAAUAACCAUGUCCUCCUAUCCCGGAAAGCUGGUCUCCUCGGACGACUUCUACUUGACGUCAGCCGGACUGGCUGUCAUGGAGACGUCAAUUGAGAACAGCAACCCCGACCUGUGGCUACUGCUUGAUCCAGAGGCGGCGCCACUUACUUGGGUACGCGCCAUGGUGGCGACGAGGUUGGCUACAUCAGGACGAGAAUGGGUUGACAUAUUCGCGAAGAAAAAUAGCGGCACAUACAAUAACCAGUGGAUGAUUGUUGACUACAAGCUGUUCAAGCCUGGAAGUGCCAUUGUGAACGAUACGCUGUGGAUUCUUGAGCAAAUGCCUGGUAUAAUGCGGCAAAGGGACGUAAGUGAUAUUCUUCGAAAGCAGAGCUAUUGGCCGAGCUACAACAUUGCCUACUUUGCUGACAUCUUCGUGAUAAGUGGCCAAACGGCACUUGUGGAAAAAUAUGGAGACUACUACAGUUAUGAUAAGGCGCCCAGGGCAAAAAUCUUCUGGAGAGCCCACAGUGAUGUUUGGAACCCAGACUCCAUGACAGCGGUAAUGAGGUACAACGACUACACCCGCGAUCCAUACUCUCGCUGCAACUGCACUCCUCCGUACAACCCGGUGUAUGCCUUAAUGUCUCGCUACGACCUUCUUGAUCCGCAUGGAAAGUACGACGUCCCAACAAUGAACCGACAGCCAGUCGGUGGCCUCGAUACGAAGUUUACCACGUACAACAAGUUCAAAAAGUUGCAGUUCAUCGGAGUUAGCGGGCCGACUUGGAACCCGUUGCCAUCGUUCAGGUGGAGCACGAGUGGUUUCAACGACAGUCACAUCGGCCACCCGGACCUUUGGGACUUCGGUCCUGUGGAAAACGUCUGGGGAUCCUGCACAUAAUUUGAUAGUGGCUGCUACGAUAAAAAUAAACCAUCAUGA
This is a messenger RNA of Rhipicephalus sanguineus (brown dog tick), 1752 nucleotides long. RefSeq names its product putative phospholipase B-like 2. Gene Ontology annotation, biological process: phospholipid catabolic process. Gene Ontology annotation, molecular function: glycerophospholipase activity. The transcript has 11 exons. Gene Ontology annotation, cellular component: extracellular region. Lineage: Eukaryota; Metazoa; Arthropoda; Arachnida; Ixodida; Ixodidae. The record is from RefSeq and is a predicted model, not a curated record. Bases 1 to 1713 code for a protein of 570 amino acids.